AUGAGUUCGUAUAUUUCCGAUAUCGCGACCUCGAACACACAGUUCGAAGGUACUAUUUUAAAUGCUGCCUCGACUCACGAUUCCAUCACUUUUACUUUUUUGAUCGAGGAAGCCUCUACGAAGAAACCUUUUAAAGUCUGUUUCAAUAACCUGUUUCUAAGAGACGCUUCUCGCUCUCCAACUUCUGUGGAUGCAAAGACUGGACAAAAACUGUUCACUACUGGCCAAUUGGCUUUGAAGAAGAUUCACACCAUUCCUAACGUGAUCAAGAUCUCUAAGGAUUCUCAAUCGGUGAACAUUACUUGGAAAGAUGGUGACUCUUACGAUUAUCCAUUGGAUUUCCUUUAUAGAUAUAAAGGUUCCACUUUUGCAACAAGAUCCUUAAGAAAUCAAUCUUCUAUGUUUAGACCAAUCAUUUGGAAUAAACAUAGAUUCGAAAACUCCAUGGAACAUUUUGAAACUGACUAUUCUAAAUUCAUGGAAGAUGAUAGAACUUUAUUCGAUGCUCUUAUUAAUUUACAAAGAUAUGGUUUGACUUUAAUUACAAACUUACCAAAGGAAGAAUCUCAAAACCCAGAAUUAUUAAAAUCGUUAUGUGAAAGAAUUGGUCCAAUUAGAAAAACUGUGUACGGAGAAACUUUUGAUAUUAAUAACUUAAAAGAAGAUGAUACUCAUAUUUCGUCAACUAACAUUAAAUUACCUUUCCAUAUGGAUUUACAAUAUAUGCAACAUGUCCCAGGUUUUAAAUUUAUUCAAUCCAUUAAGAAUGAGACUAAAGGUGGAGAAAAUUUCUUUGUUGACGGCUUCAAUAUCGGUCGUUCAAUUAGAGAACAAGACACUGAAGCUUAUGAAGCUUUACAAAUUGUUCCGGUAAAUUAUAAAUAUGCUAAAGGCGAUAUGCGCUACUUCGAAUCUCGUCCAGUGAUCGAACAAAAUGAUACAAGUGAACAUAACAUCGAACCCGCUAACUAUGAAUAUCUGAUUAGAAAUGUCAAUUACUCUCCACCUUUUCAAGCUCCUUUCACUUAUGGUAUCUACAACAAGAUUCCAAAGGAUACCGAUUCAGAAUCAACAGAUACAGAAAAUUGUAUCUUGACUGCCCCAGGGAAAUUGAUCGAAAGAUUUACUUUUAGCGAUUUUGUUAGAGGGUUGGAGAUGUUUGAAACUUUAACUCACGAGGAAAAAAAUCAAUUCAUGAUUAAAUUACCAGAAAACUCUUGUAUUAUCAUGAACAAUAGAAGAGUCCUACAUUCAAGAAACAAUUUCGAAACAAAUAACAAAGAAGACACAAGAUUGUUUAGAAGUUGUUUCUUAGAUAGUGACCAUUUCAAGAGUAAGAUGAAAUACUUGGAAGAAAAAUUUGACUUAUGA
This is a messenger RNA of Maudiozyma barnettii, 1371 nucleotides long. RefSeq names its product Aim17p (gene AIM17). Lineage: Eukaryota; Fungi; Ascomycota; Saccharomycetes; Saccharomycetales; Saccharomycetaceae. The record is from RefSeq and is a predicted model, not a curated record. The transcript has a single exon. Gene Ontology annotation, biological process: carnitine biosynthetic process. Gene Ontology annotation, cellular component: mitochondrion. Bases 1 to 1371 code for a protein of 456 amino acids. Gene Ontology annotation, molecular function: oxidoreductase activity.